UGAUGAGCGCUGACCACACGAGUGGACUCUGACCCAGAACAACAGGUGAGGACUUUGCCUAAAUUUGCCUAAGAGCUGCAGAGUUUCUUCAACCAAAGACCAUCAGCUCAGAGAGCAAAGAGAGCAGCAUCAUGAUGGAGCAGAUCUUGUUGGGAGUCUUGUUUCUCUCAGGGUGGUCCAUCUGUCCCACACGUCCUCUCCGUCAGUACCACUACAUUCCUCAGAACAUGACCUGGACUGAAGCUCAGACCUACUGCAGACAGAACUACACCGACUUGGCCACCAUCGAAAACACUGAAGAAAUUAACCAGAUGAACACAAACGUUUCAUCUGCUGGUUCCAACUCUGAGGUCUGGAUUGGACUGAACAGUUUCAUCAGCUGGCAGUGGUCAGAUGGUUCCACAGGAAGCGGGGCCGAAUACAGAUCCUGGGACAAGAGUCAGACAGAUUUUCAGAAUAGUUCUGACUACUGUGUUGUUAGCUUAUUUGGAAAUUGGAUUUGUGUUUCCUGCGUAGACAGUUACCCGUUCAUCUGCAAUAAAGGAACUCACCCGGAUCCUGAGUUUGUUCUUGUACAACAACCAAAGAAUUGGACCAGUGCUCAGACCUACUGCCGGGAAAACUUCUUCGACUUGGCCACUGUGAGAAACGAAACUGAGAACGAGAAGUUGAUAGAACUGAGCAGGAUAUCGUGGAUCGGCCUGUUCACAUCUCUGAACACUUCGUGGUCUGACGGGAGCAAAUCCUCGUUCACAAACUGGGAUUCAGCUCAAGACCCACUGCAUUUGGAUGGCAAAUGGUGUGUUGCUUCAUCAGGAACAUGGAGACUCAAAGCCUGUGAGACCAGAUUACCAUUUGUUUGUCACGGCGAGUCGUCUCCACCCACUCCAGGGCAGACUGACGGAGGGUGGAGUGGGCGGAGUCAGCCUGAAGUGGAGAGAGCAAGCUGAUGGGAAGGUUUUCAUCAAAGAGAGCGACGGUUCAGAGAAAACC
Molecule: messenger RNA, 993 nt
Organism: Thalassophryne amazonica
Lineage: Eukaryota; Metazoa; Chordata; Actinopteri; Batrachoidiformes; Batrachoididae
Product: secretory phospholipase A2 receptor-like
Exons: 4
Coding region: 132-950 (272 amino acids)
Source: RefSeq, a predicted model, not a curated record